AUGCCAGUGCAAGCACCACAAUGGACAGAGUUCCUGCUGUGCCCAAUCUGCACACAGACAUUUGAGGAGACUGUUCGCCGGCCCAUCAGCUUGGGCUGUGGACAUACUGUCUGCAAGAUGUGCCUGAACAAGUUGCACCGCAAGGCUUGUCCCUUUGACCAGACAGCCAUCAGCACAGACAUCGAGCAGCUACCUGUCAACACAGCCCUGUUGCAGCUGGUGGGAGGCCAGGUUCCUAAGGCUCAGCCAGUUGCCUUGAUUACAAGUCCAGAGGACUCGCAGCAUUAUGAGGAGGCCAGGCAAUGUGUGGAGGAGCUGGCCCUCUAUCUCAAGCCUCUCAGCAACACCCGAGGUGUGGGUCUGAGCAGCACGGCCCAGAGCAUGCUGAGUCGACCCAUGCAGAGGAAACUGGUAACUCUGGUCCACUGCCAGCUGGUGGAGGAGGAGGGCCGCGUUAGAGCCAUGAGAGCUGCCCGCUCCCUGGGUGAGCGAACUGUCACUGAACUCAUCUUGCAGCACCAGAAUCCGCAGCAGCUCUCCUCCAAUCUGUGGGCUGCUGUCCGUGCACGAGGAUGUCAGUUUCUAGGCCCAGCCAUGCAGGAGGAAGCUCUAAAGUUGGUUCUUCUUGCUCUAGAGGAUGGCUCUGCUCUGUCCAGGAAGGUGUUGGUUCUCUUUGUAGUGCAGAGGCUUGAGCCACGCUUCCCCCAGGCCUCUAAGACUAGCAUAGGCCAUGUGGUACAGCUCCUUUACAGGGCCUCCUGCUUUAAGGUGACCAAACGUGAUGAAGACUCAUCCCUGAUGCAGCUGAAAGAGGAGUUCCGUACUUACGAGGCUCUGCGGCGCGAGCAUGACUCUCAGAUAGUGCAGAUUGCCAUGGAGGGCGGGCUGCGCAUCGCACCUGACCAGUGGUCUUCUCUGUUAUACGGAGAUCAAUCUCACAAGUCACACAUGCAGUCUAUUAUAGAUAAGCUGCAGACCCCGGCGUCUUUUGCUCAGAGUGUCCAGGAGCUGACUAUCGCGCUGCAGAGGACUGGAGACCCAGCCAACCUCAACAGACUGCGGCCCCACUUGGAACUACUGGCCAACAUUGAUCCCAGUCCUGACGCCCCCCCUCCCACGUGGGAGCAGCUUGAGAAAGGGUUGGUAGCCGUGAAAACAGUGGUGCACGGCCUGGUGGACUUCAUCCAGAACCACAGCAAGAAAGGAGCUGACCCUCAACAGCCUCCUCAGCACAGCAAGUACAAGACAUAUAUGUGUCGUGACAUGAAGCAGAAGGGAGGCUGUCCUCGUGGAGCCAGCUGCACCUUUGCUCACUCUCAGGAAGAACUGGAGAAGUAUCGUAAGAUGAAUAAGCGUCUGGCAGCUCGCCUCCCUGGCUCAGGAGGGCUUAUGCCAGAUGACGGCCUCCCUCUUGAUGUAGCAGUGACCCGGAAGCCUUCACCCCUCACAAAUGGCAGUGGUGCGCCGUCUUUGCCCCAGCUCAUUGCCCGUGGCGCCACCGACACGUAUGAACUGCUGCGAAAACCCAUCAAGAUGGAUGGAGGGAGUCCCAAUGCUCCAGGAUCACCACCUGAUGGCAUGGACUCUGUGCCCAAACCCAGCAUGGCUCUGCCACCUCAUGCCAUGGCCCACCCAAGGAUGCCAAUGGACCACCUCUCUGGGGUGAAGCACAUGCCUGUGAUAGCCAGAGGUUCGCCAGUGUACACCCAGACACAGCUCACUGAGAUGUGCUAUGACACUCGCCCACCGCCCUCUGCUUCUCAGUAUGAGCCCCCACAAUACCCCACAGGGUACCCCUACCAACAGCCACAACAGUAUGUUCCUCGGGAUUACAUGCGUAACCCUCCUCCACCCAGUGAGUCAGGACCCCCUUACCAGGAUCCCUACCCUGGCUAUGGCCCUCCAGAGCGCCCCUAUCAGGCCCCUCACUCUGGCCCACCCUUCUCCUACCCUCACCCCCCACACCAUGACCGAGGUCGCCACGGGACCUACACUGGCCCACCUCCUCCUCCGCAGCCAUACCCAUCUCAGAGGGAUAACCUGGUCAGAAUGAGUCCCGCACCUCUGGAAGUACCCCCGCAAACAGGACAGGCUAACUCACUUUACCACCAGGAGCCCAGUGCCCGGGAUAGAUACCCUCCAGAUGGCUACUAUCCACAAGGUGCUCAGCCUCCACCCAUGAGGGCAUAUGUCAGGGGGCCAUCAUAUAGUGGUUCUCAGCCCAGCCUGGACUACCUGCACCGACGUCGGCAAGAGCUGUUAUCCCAGCUGGAGGAAAGGAAGGUUAUCUCUCCUCCACCAUUCGCUGCCUCCCCCACUCUUUCUCAUCCCUUCCCCAGCGACUACCCUCCAGAGUACGGCGAGGAGAGCUCCAAAACCAUGAUGAAAUGCAGAGAGCCGGACUAUGCCGGACAAUACUCUCCCUGGUCUUGUGAAACCAUUGGCUCCUACAUUGGCACAAAGGAUGCCAAACCCAAAGACGUUAUGGGUCCUGGUACCAUGGAAAUGAUGAAUGUGGAGGCUAAGGGUCUGAGGGAACCAUCGAUGGAGGCUCCUCGGAGGGGUGCUGAAGUCAAGGACGAUGACCCUAUUAUCCCAUUUGGCCCCCAGCCCACUGUAUCACGCUUUGGUGCCAUCUCCCGCACCCCAAAGAUGGGCUACCAGACCACCGCGCCUGUACAGGCUAUGGUCUCCAAUCCCCAGAAUCCAAACUCUAAACAUAUGGCCAUGCCAGAAUACACAUAUGGAGGCCAUGGAGGAUGGGGUGGAGCUUCAUACCCCUCCCACCAGGCUGCUUCCUCCUCUCAGGGACACUUUAGUGAGCGCCUACCUACAGCAGCCCCAGACAGAGAACUGCUUAAGAUUGAGCUGCAGCAGGUCAACCAGCAGAUCACCCAACAGACCCAGAUGCGAAGCAUGGAGCCUGCAAGUAACUCUUUACUGCUGCAGAGGGAGAACAGCACAUUGGCAGGCCAGCCUGUGCAGCCCAGCCAGGGCCAGGCAGCAGCAGCCCAGCAACAGCCCAAGUGGCCAGCAGGGGGCGCAAGUACAACAGCUGUCUCCAGCGAACAGCUAAGCCUUGAGCUCCACCAGGUGGAGCGAGAGAUCGGCAAGAGGACCCGUGAGAUGGCUUUGGAAAACCAAGUAACCCAUGAUGUUCAGCAGUACAAGAUGAAACCUGCAGAAAAUGGGCAACCAGAGCACAAGACUCAGCUGGAAGACAUAUCCCUGGCUCUUGGCGAGGUGUCAAACGGCUCCAGCAGCCUGCAAGAAAGUGCAGUGGGCGGGUCCAUGCUGUCACUGACCAACAAGACGUCUGCACUGAACCUGUGCUCUGAUCCCGGUGCCACUGGCUCAGAGAUGCAGAAGAAUGGCGUUGUCCAUUCCUGCUCUUAGGCAGUACACACUUGCACACACAUGCACACACACACACACAUACACACAUGCACACACUCAAGAUGCUCAAUUGAAAAGCAUGCACAGGCACACAUACAUCCAUUCUAUUUAGAAGAUGAGCAGUAUCUGCCGUGAUAUGAAUUUUCUUUCUUUUUGUUCUGUGAAUGAGCUUUUUUUAAUGACUUUCCUUGCCUGGAAACCAGAGCAUAUGAUAACAUUUCUUGUGUGUGUUAAUUUUUUUCUUCUUUUGUUUUCUUUCUUUCUUUCUUUUUUUGUACCAGGAUUAUAGAUUAACAAGGCUCACAAUAGGUAUAUGAGGAAGAGAAAAUGGUGGUGAUGGUGACAAUGGUACUGAAAUUUCAUUCAAAAAGGGCAGGCUUAUUCCAUCCUUAAUAAACACAAAAACAUAGUAAAGUAUUUGAUUGAUCCUCCCCACAUAAGAGUUUGGGUUUUAUUGUAUCAGCAUACAUGUAGAUGAGUGGUUAGAUUCAGAGGACUAGCACUAGUAGCACUAUCACAUUGCAUGCACUGUGAGGAAUUUCUCCUGUCGCAAUCUGACGAUCUAUGAUGGUAUUGGAGUGUCGCUUGGUACUCACCCCCAAAAUCGUGUAAAAAAAAAAAAAA
Messenger RNA from Micropterus salmoides (largemouth bass), 4020 nucleotides. RefSeq names its product ring finger and CCCH-type domains 1b (gene rc3h1b). Gene Ontology annotation, molecular function: metal ion binding. Bases 1 to 3396 code for a protein of 1131 amino acids. Lineage: Eukaryota; Metazoa; Chordata; Actinopteri; Centrarchiformes; Centrarchidae. The record is from RefSeq and is a predicted model, not a curated record. The transcript has 19 exons.